Anisakis simplex (herring worm) is the source of this 420-nucleotide messenger RNA. The record is from the annotation of a GenBank genome assembly. NCBI's taxonomy places the organism in Eukaryota, Metazoa, Nematoda, Chromadorea, Rhabditida, Anisakidae.
AUGGGAAAGGUUAUCCGUUUGAGUAACAUCGGAUUGAAAAGAAUUCCUUGCGUUCAGGUUCGAUGUAGGAGAAAUGAAUUCAACGUAUAUCUGAAGAAAUAUUUUGCGAGACCGUUCGACUAUUGGGCACUUGAUGCCGACUCGAAAACGAAUUUGGGUGAUGUGGUAUUGAUUCAUCGAAUUGAUCGAACACAACGUCCAACAACAGUCGUUAUGCAUCAAGUGGAACGAAUUGUUUUCAAGUACGGUAAUAUCAUUGACCCGAUUACAAAGAAACGUGUGAUUCAAGACGAAUUCAGCGAUGAAAUCGAAUUGAAACAACGAUUGGUCAGAGAGGAUGCAUUACUGUUCGAAGAAAGGCGCGCCAUCCAGAAGGAACGUCUCACUGCGAGGAUGUCAGCCGUCAAGAAAUCUCGAUGA